AUGAAUGGAUGGGGGGCUGAGACAGGGAUGACGUUCCCGGGGGGGCGUGCCUUGGUGCUGCUGCCACUGCUGCUCCGCAUCUGCUGGGCCCAGAGCUGCACUGGGCCCCCGGCCAUCCCUGGCACCCCUGGCAUCCCUGGCAUCCCUGGCAAUGACGGCCAGCCUGGGACCCUGGGGACAAAGGGCGAGAAAGGGCUUCCCGGGCUGGCAGGGGACCAUGGUGAGUUUGGAGAGAAGGGAGACCCGGGGAUUCCCGGCAACCCGGGAAAAGUUGGCCCCAAGGGUCCAGUCGGCCCGAAGGGUGCCCCGGGGUCCCCUGGAUUGCCGGGUCCCAAAGGUGAGUCAGGAGACUACAAGGCCACACAGAAGAUCGCCUUCUCUGCCAUGAGGACCGUCAACAACGUCCUGAGGCGGGACCAGGUCAUCCGCUUCGACAGCAUCAUCACCAACGUGAACAACAACUACGAGCCGCGCAGCGGCAAGUUCACCUGCAGGGUGCCCGGCCUCUACUACUUCACCUACCACGCCAGCUCUCGAGGGAGCCUGUGCGUCAACCUCGUCCGGGGCCGGGACAGCAUGAAGAAGGUGGUGACCUUCUGCGACUACGCCCUCAACACCUUCCAGGUCACCACGGGCGGCGUGGUGCUCAAGCUGGAGCAGGGGGAGAUGGUCUUCCUGCAGGCCACCGACAAGAACUCGCUGCUGGGCAUCGAGGGCGCCAACAGCAUCUUCUCCGGCUUCCUGCUCUUCCCUGAUCCGGAGGCGUGA
This is a messenger RNA of Marmota monax (woodchuck), 768 nucleotides long. It is a transcript of the gene C1qb, whose product is annotated as complement C1q B chain. Gene Ontology annotation, molecular function: protein binding. Bases 1 to 768 code for a protein of 255 amino acids. NCBI's taxonomy places the organism in Eukaryota, Metazoa, Chordata, Mammalia, Rodentia, Sciuridae. The transcript is spliced from 3 exons. The record is from RefSeq and is a predicted model, not a curated record.